AUGACUUCCACCACCAAACGCUCCACCACCAAAAGCCAAGCCACGCCUGAGUCUCAGACUCAAUUUCUCUACCUAAUACUCAAGCAACUUGAUCUCAAGACGGUCAACUGGCAAGAAGUAGCAGACGGUAUUGGCAUCAAGAAUGGUCACGCAGCACGUAUGCGCUGGAGUCGCUUCAAGGCCCAGACAGAGGGUCUUCCAACGCAAAACACGAAGAAGAAGAAGAAAGACAGUGAGAAGAACAGCGGCAAGGAGAGCAGCAAGCGCGCUAAUGGAAUGGGAGGUGGUCUGCAGGAGGCAAUGAUGGACGAGCGUGACGAAAAGAGGGUCAAGAUGGAACACGGCUACUCAGGCGGGCCAAUCCCCUACCCUCCGUCUUGGGGUGGCUGUUCAGGCAUGCCGCCUUUCAUGGGUCUUCCUCACAUGAUCAAGCAUGAGCCAGAUGCUCACAUCAAGAUGGAGUCUGGUGGUGAGAUGUUUUUUGCUCAUCAACCCUUUGGUCCAUGGGUAGGGCCGCCACCUCCCAUGCCGGGCCAGAUGAUGCCUCCUCCCUCAAUGAGCGCGAACAUCACACCUGCAGACAUCUUUGCAACGAAUGGGCACGCAAGCAAUACCGAUCCAGAUGAUCUGCCGAUCAAGCACGGGCAGCUGGGAGUUCCAGCGACGUUAUCAAUGGCCGACCUGCAAAUGCCAAGAGCUUCUGUCUGCCUAACCAACCCAGCCGAAAUGUCUGUCGAAGCUACAGCGAGCCCAAAUAUCGCUCAGACAGCGGAAAUUCCUGCAAACACACUCUUCCAUGCCAUCGGUCCGUCGCAAGAAAAGCCAGCGUCCACCAACCAGAAGCGGCACUCUCCGUCGCUGCAUUCCAUCCCUCUCCACCAACCCGGCCCCGACUCUCCUCCCUCCUCCACCUCCGACGAUGCCAACCAAGCCACCUCUUCGCAACAGCAGAAGCAAAACUCCCCACCACCCUCCUACGAAGCGAGCCAACACCCCAACCCUCAACAACAACAACAACAACAACAGCCUCAUUCCUUCUCCGCCCAGCAAUUCAGCCUGCCCUACAACUUCCCCACCAUGCCCAUGCAGCAGCGCCCGUCCUACACGUAUCCGCCAAACAUGCCAAUGUCCAUGUCCGGCCCCAUGUCCAUGCCAAUGAACAUGAGCAUGAACUCAACCUUCCCCCAAUCCUACGGCUAUCCCGACCCAGCCAGCCAGCACACCAUGCACCCCUACCCCCCACCUACAUAUCCUGGCACCGCGCCCUUCGAUCCUUCUGGCGGCAUGCAGCCGAUGCAGAUGCAGCAGAUGCAUGGCUUCGCCGGCUUCGGCGCACCGUUCUCCGGGGUAUCGCCGCAUCAGCUUCAGCUUCAGCUUCAGCACCCGCAGCAGAUGACGCCUGUCGGCCCAGUAGUGCCGCCCUUUGAUGGUUUCGCGGCUGAGAUGGAGGUCGAUCAGCCUGCUUUCGCUGCUGUUGGUGGUAGUGAUAGUGGUGGUGGUGGUGCGGGGAACCCUGCUGGAGCGAUUGAGGCUGAGGCUACGUCUUCGGCUGCCGCUGCGGCUCCAAAUCCUGCUGCUGCUGCUGCUGCUUCUGCUCCUGGUCCUGGGGGAGGCACGUUGUGGGAGGGUGGGUUGGGCGUCGGGGGCAAGAAACCGAUUGGUGGGACGGCGGCGGAGGGGGAGGAGAGGGAGAAGCAGGAACAGGAACAGAGCGGGGAUCAGGGGGCGCAGGUUGCUGGAAGGGAGGCGCAGGGUGGAAGUGCGAAUGGGAGUGGCGAGGAGGUGGUUGGUGGUUCGGUGCCGCCGCAGCCGCAGUUUGUGGUGAUGAAGGAGACGGGAGAGGAGGUGGGGUUGAAGGAGGGUGCGAGUUGUGUGGCUGAGUGA
Molecule: messenger RNA, 1884 nt
Organism: Cyphellophora europaea CBS 101466
Lineage: Eukaryota; Fungi; Ascomycota; Eurotiomycetes; Chaetothyriales; Cyphellophoraceae
Exons: 1
Coding region: 1-1884 (627 amino acids)
Source: RefSeq, a predicted model, not a curated record